GAGGAGGCCGCCACUAGCAACUAACCUCAGCUUCCUAAACUCAACAGAAAUGUCGGAGGGGUUGUUGGAAGUGCCAGGAGCCCCGUGAUUGUGUCUGCCCGCCAAAGAGAGAUGGAAACCCAAGUUGUGCGGUGCAGCUUUAAAGGGGCUGGUGAUUGACAGAAUGUGUAGCAGUGGAUGGGGUGGAGCCGCUGGGUGGGGUCUGGGACAGGCAGCUGGGAGAAACCAAAAGGAAGAAAAAAGAAAACCAUAGCCCCUGAUAUCGCUAAUGCCAGGCGGGGGAAGCUAGCCAGAAAGGGAGGACAAGAGUGUUUUAGAGCUCACCUCCAUUCCUACCCCGAUCGACUCUCUCAAACCCUUCUGUCUCCUUUUCAGAUAAUUAAAUUCGAGUGUACACCGGCCCUAGUCGGUGCCCAUUCACCCUAACUCUCCACUGAACUAGGUUUGUAGUACGAGGGAGUGAGGACCCCGAGUCCACCAGCUCAACCCCAGCCCCGCCCCGUCGGCCUGGCCCGGGGCUGGGAGGAGAGGAUGCCUUUGGAGGCGCAGAAUCCGAAACCUGAAAAUUAUUAUUCGUGACAGAAGGACAAAAAAAGAAGUAAAAUGGAAGGCACGUCCAGACGUUUUCCAGGACUCCCUCCUGGCUAGCUGUGGCACACUAGCCCCCUUCAGGCUGCGUUCACUCAGCCAACCCCAGUCCUCUCCCUGGGAUCUGACCUCCGAAGCCUGAGCCUCAGCUACCAGCCCCCACCCUCCCUGGAGGUUGAGCAGAGAAGCCUCUCAGGCUGAUAUGGAUCAACUCAUAAACAACUUGGAGGUCCAACUUAAUUCAGAAGGUGGCUCAAAGCAUAUAUUCAAACAGGUCACUGGCCCUGUUAAAAUUAGAGAUUCCCUUAAGGCAGCAGACAGAGGUAAUAUGACAUCUCCACCACUCCUGGAUGCCAACCCCAUGGAGAACCCAGCACUGUUAAAUGACAUCAAGAUUGAGCCCCCAGAAGAACUUCUGGCUAAUGAUUUCAACCUGCCCCAGGUGGAACCAGUUGACCUCUCCUUUCACAAGCCAAAGUCUCCUCUUCAGCCUGCCAGUAUGCUGCAAGCUCCAAUACGUCCUCCCAAGCCACAGUCUGCUUCCCAGACUCUUGUAGUAUCCACUUCAACAUCAGACACAGGCACUUCAGCAAACAUCCCUACUGUUCUGACUCCAGGCUCUAUCCUAGCCUCCUCUCAGGGCACUGGUGGUCAGCAGAUCUUACAUGUGAUUCACACCAUCCCCUCAGUCAAUCUGCCAAAUAAGAUGGGUAGCCUGAAGGCCAUCCCAGUGAUGGUGCAAUCGCUGCCCAUGGUGUAUACUACUUUGCCUGCAGACGGGAGCCCUGCAGCCAUUACAGUCCCACUCAUUGGAGGAGAUGGCAAAAAUGCUGGAUCAGUUAAAGUUGACCCCACCUCCAUGUCUCCACUGGAGAUCCCAAGUGACAGUGAGGAGAGUACAAUUGAGAGUGGAUCCUCAGCCUUACAGGGUUUUCAGGUACAAGAACCAGCAGCAAUGAGCCAAAUACAGGGAGAAGAGUCCCUUGACUUGAAGAGAAGACGGAUUCACCAGUGUGACUUUGCGGGAUGCAGCAAAGUGUACACCAAAAGCUCUCACCUGAAAGCCCACCGAAGAAUCCAUACAGGAGAGAAGCCUUAUAAAUGCACCUGGGAUGGCUGCUCCUGGAAAUUUGCUCGCUCAGAUGAGCUAACCCGCCAUUUCCGCAAGCACACAGGCAUCAAGCCUUUCCGGUGCACAGACUGCAAUCGUAGCUUUUCUCGCUCUGACCACCUGUCUCUGCACCGCCGGCGCCAUGACACCACAUGAGCGGCACAGACUGCACUAGAAGAGCUGCACUGGUCUCUUUCUUGUGUGUGUGUGUGUGUGUGUGUGUGUUCACGUGCGCGCAGUGGGAUCAUGACCAUCUUUUCCUCUUUGACUCAGCUUGCCUCUGGGAUGGGAUUGGAACAGUUCACUGAGCCAGGCUGACGAAACUGGAGGAAAAGAUAGCUGAUCUUCCAUAGGGACUCUUUAUAUUCCACCUUCAUUUCUCCACUGACUAGUCACCAGUUUUUUCAACCUCCGCAUGGGUUGAAUUCCAAUGCGGCACCCAUGGUUGCCCCCUUCCUGUCCCUGUUAUGAGAUAGGACAUUUUUCCUACAAUACGAAAACAGGAAUCAAAUUCAAGGCUGUGAACAAACAUACGCUGCUUUUUGUUCUUAUUUUCCUCUUGUUUUAUAGAAUUCUUAUCAUAUUUCUGAAUCAUUACAUCAAAGUGGUUUGUAGUGUCCUAAAUUGACUUUUUUCAAGUUCCUAGACAGAAAAGAGCAUAACAUUGUAGUUGGCUGGUAAGAUUUACAGGGAUUUGGGUCCUGAGUAUAGGGCACAUUCUCAGUGAAUAAGCUGAGUCCCAUACCAAGCUCCAAGGUUUUGUAAAGCCAAUUCUAUUUGUUCUUACAGUUUGGUUUUCAGACAGUGCUGGUGCUUCUUGCUUCUUUAGUCCAUCAAAGGGAAUGAAAGGAUCUUUUUGUCCUUCUCCUUUUCCUCCUCUUCUUCCUCCUCCUCCUUCAGGAUUAAAGAUUUUGCUGCACAAUUACAUUCUUUGUUUUGUUAAAUUUGAACAAAAAUUCAAAGCACAUAUCGACCUGCCAGUAGGGUAAAAAGUGUUCCAGGAGAGUAAGUUGGGCAGUGACAGGAACAAGUAGACCCAGGAUGAUCCUGAAAACAAAUAGAGGAGGACUUUUUUUGGAUAGGAUAUCAAAAGCGCUAUAAUCACAAGUCUCAUUCAAAUGGCAAUCUGUUGAGACAAUGUCUUGAGAGGCCACACUGUACUGUGUAUUCUUCUGUUUACAUAAAGCAACUGUUAUGCGCAUAUUGCAUGAUGAGAAAUGACACACUGGGACCAUGUUAUACUGAGGUGAGGGGUUGGAAGAAAAAAAUGUGUUAAGUCCAUGGCAUUAUUAGCAUGCAUUCCUAUGUUUCAAAUGGAUCUAUAAGAGGCUUUUAGUGAAAACUGACAAACAGAAAGCAAUUCGCUGUUCUGCAACUGCUAUGAACAUCUAAGCCAUUUACUUUAGCCAUUAUAACAUGUUGCAUAAUAUACACAUUUGCUUACCCAAUCAGACUGUUUUAUAAUAGUCUCUGGGACAUAAAACCCUCUGUUCCAGGCCCUGGACCUCAGAUCUACCUCCACAUGGCAUAUUUCCUCUCCUGGGGUCAGGGAGGGGAGGUUUGCAUCACUUAAUUGUGGACACAGCCUCUCUCCUGGAAAAGGUUGUCUUCAUUUGGUACCCUUUUUCCUUGGCAGAUAUUCAACCAGUCUCUCUUGAAUACUUCAGGUCAUUACUUCCCAAGGCCACCUAGUCUGACUAAAUCAUAGAAUUCUAGCACCAAGAAGGGAUCCUAUUAGCUAUCUAGUCCUACCCAUCAUUAAUAUUUUACAAAUGAAACAAAUACGGGUCAAAUUCCUUUCCCAGAUGUUUCCUUGAGGCCUUACAGACCUGCACACCCAUUCUCCCAGGGAUCACAUUAUUAAACCAAAUUAAAGAAAUAUUUACAUGAUUGGUUGCAGUAUUUGUCCAAGUUUAUAUGUUAGGCUUCAGAAAACUUUAGACCACUCACAAAAUCAUUUACAGUUGACUAAAUGUUAAGUAAAAUGUGCUUGUGGUCGUUGAUAUAUAACAUUAGGAACACAGUUUUUCUAUUCUAACACUUUCUAUAAUAUCUCAGGUUUGAUUUACCUCAUUUCAAGUUACAGUGUCUUUUCAGACCAUAAACCCUCAUAAAUUUAAGGACUACCUGUAUUUUUCAAAAUGAUAUGUAGAUUUUUACUAUUUUUGCCUUGUUAUUUUGAUAUAGGUUUUACCCUGACUUUUGGUGUGCAAGUUCCACACUGUAGACUAAUUGUUAAAGCACUAGGAAAUAUCUAGGACCAAUCUGUUAAAGGGGACAUCUAUGCAGGUGUAAGACAGGUUGUUAAAGGUGAAUUACCAUCAUACAUAAGUUAAGCUUAUAAUUGAGUAGUUGAUAUGGUAUUUCACAGUAGAGUCUAAGGGCUUACCCAUUUUCUCCAGAGUUUGGAUUUGAGACUCCUUUUCCAGAGUUCAUAACUGACCUGUGCCCAUCAGGAUCUUUUGCAUUGGAGCAUAUGAUCUAUUUAUAAAUAAAGACUAUAAAACAUAGUGUUGUACUAACUAGGAUAAUCAAAUUAGAACUCCAAAUAUUGGUAUCCCUGACAUCUCUAAGCCUUUAUUCAAUUUUUUCCCUGCAAAGUAAUGAGGGGUUUUGUUAAUGCUUUAUUAAUUGUCUAUGGUCAGGAAACAAUUCUAAUCCUAUUUUUAUUGCCCUCUUCCCUCCAAAUAAUGAUAAAAUCUUUACAAAUUAUUUCCAUGUUCUUUAAGAAAUAUAUCAACAUUCAUUAAGAGCAUUUCAUGGAGUACAGGUACUCGAAUACAGUAUAAUACUGUACCACACCAAAAGCAUGUAGAACUUUGCUAAAUAGUGAGAUGGAAAAGAACUGGCUUUCUUAGGUAGCAUUUGGAAUUAAUUGAAUUUGCUGUGCUCACAUCAGCUAACCACCAUUAUGUGACAGUUGCCUAGGGCAUGGAAAAUUGCCUUGAUCGAUAGGGUUAAAUAAUAUCUUGGAAUUUAUUGCAGUGGAAUUCCUCCAUUUGUAGAUGAUUGGCAAUUGAACAUUACUAUUGAUAAUUAUGAUUGGAAAAUUCAGGAAAAACUAUGAAGAAUAUGAACUGCUGAGUACAUUAGGUGGAAUGCAUUAUGGGCAAGACAGAAAAGUUUGUGAGAAAAAAUUCUUAAAUUCUUUUUAAAUAAAAUUUUUAUUUUAACACAGUUUUAGAUUUACAGAAAAAUUCUGAAGGUAGUACAGAGAGUAUCCCUAUAUCUC
Messenger RNA from Mesoplodon densirostris (Blainville's beaked whale), 4931 nucleotides. RefSeq names its product KLF transcription factor 8 (gene KLF8). Gene Ontology annotation, biological process: regulation of transcription by RNA polymerase II. The transcript is spliced from 8 exons. Lineage: Eukaryota; Metazoa; Chordata; Mammalia; Artiodactyla; Ziphiidae. Gene Ontology annotation, molecular function: RNA polymerase II cis-regulatory region sequence-specific DNA binding; DNA-binding transcription factor activity, RNA polymerase II-specific. The coding region runs from base 791 to 1855 and encodes 354 amino acids. The record is from RefSeq and is a predicted model, not a curated record.